Zophobas morio is the source of this 763-nucleotide messenger RNA. RefSeq lists its product as uncharacterized. NCBI's taxonomy places the organism in Eukaryota, Metazoa, Arthropoda, Insecta, Coleoptera, Tenebrionidae. The transcript has 3 exons. Bases 270 to 746 code for a protein of 158 amino acids. The record is from RefSeq and is a predicted model, not a curated record.
CAUAAUCAGGGAGAUUGUGGCACGAGGGAAUGUUUAAAGCCCGACGAAGGAGGGCUUUUAAUUUCCCGAGUGCCACAAUCGACAAUUAUGCACGUGGUACAUACAACGUUUUAUUCUAUUUUAGUUUCUAAAAUAUUUUUAACGAAAUAUUGAGUAUUUCCGGCAAGAUUGUGUGAAUUGUGCCGAUGCAAACUUUAAUACAUAGCUGGCUAGCUUGAUGUUGCUAUGGAUUCUACGUUGUUUAUUUGUUAAAUAAUUCUGUUUUGAAAAUGGAAAGUCAAAAAGCAGAAAAUGUUUCAAAAGAAAUUGUUGAAGAAUUUGAGGUCGCCCAGAGAAAACUGAUUCCCCAUAAAUCAAAGGAAUUUUACACGAGAGAGUAUGACAAAUUUUGCGAGUGGCGGUGCUCGAAAAAUGUUACUAAUUGCGAUGAAAAAUUCGUGAUGGCAUACUUGUCUCAAAUGUCAAAAGUUUACAAACCUUCAUCACUGUGGUGUACCUACUCUAAGCUCAAAAAAAUGUUAAAAAUUAAAGAAAACGUCGAUAUCUCGAAAUUUCUUCUGGUUACUGAAUAUAUGAAGAGUAACUCCGUGGGUGACGAAGCUAAAAAGUCAUGGGUACUUCAACGAAAGGAAAUUGAAGAGUUUAUGUUAAAGGCACCAGAUCUUACAUAUUUGUUGUUACAGCUUUUGGAAUACAUGGAGCCUGUAGACGCGAAGAACUUCAUGAUUUACGUUAUCAAAAUGUGACAGCUGAAGGAUCGGUC